Molecule: messenger RNA, 2109 nt
Organism: Mangifera indica (mango)
Lineage: Eukaryota; Viridiplantae; Streptophyta; Magnoliopsida; Sapindales; Anacardiaceae
Product: CTL-like protein DDB_G0274487
Exons: 7
Coding region: 266-1765 (499 amino acids)
Biological process (GO): transmembrane transport
Cellular component (GO): membrane
Molecular function (GO): transmembrane transporter activity
Source: RefSeq, a predicted model, not a curated record
UCCUAAACCGAUGGGCAAAAUCACCAUUUCUCUUUCAGCCGUUGUAUUUCGUUUUAUUUCCCCUCCAAAUGUCACUUUUAUGAUUAAAAACAAAAAAAUUCAAUGUUACAGCCUCAUUUCACUGACCUUUCUUUCUGUCCAUCAUUAUUCUUCACGUUUUCUUUCUUCCUUCUCAUGUUUCUCUGUUCACCGUUGACGAAAAUUUCAAAUUCAUUCACACUUUGAUCCUCUCCAGAAGAAUGCUCUCUUCAAUUUCGUCUUUGCAAUGAACGACUCUCAGUACUUCUCUACAUCUGAUUCCUCUUCAAUCACCACCGUCGAUCCGACUGUAGGAAGGAGUCGAAGAAGUACUGAUGGUAAUCAAACGAUCGCAAUUGAAUCACGGCAUUGGCGCGAUGUUUUCUGGCUAGGAAUAUUUAUAAUACAUUUGGUUGGUUUAGGGUUUGUUCUUGUGGUUCUUGGGAUCAAUAGAUUUAAGAAAUCAGAUAGGCUUAAUAUUGAUAGAAUCACCCAACGACUAUGGGAGAAUAAACCUGGAUUGACAGAAACUUAUUGGCCAAUGUAUGCAGUUGCUGGUGGUGUUGGGUCUGUCCUUGGAUGGAUUUGGUUGUUGUUGCUUGGUUAUCGUGCAAACCAAAUGAUGAAGAUUUCGGUGCACAUUUUGACCACUUAUCUUGCUGUCAUCAGUGUCCUCUGUUUUUGGUGCAAUCAGGUUUUUUGGGGCGUUGCAUUUGCGAUUGCUGCUGCAAUACAGUUCUUGUAUGUUAUAUCAGUAAUAGACAGACUUCCGUUUACCAUGCUGGUGCUGCAAAAAGCAGUGAAGAUGGUGUGGGGUCUUCCUGAAGUUAUGAGAGUAGCAUAUGCAUUCAUGGGAGUAAUGCUUUUAUGGAUGGGAAUAUGGUCGUUUGGGGCAUCUGGUGUUGUGGCUUCAAGCAUGGGUGACGGUGGACGCUGGUGGCUUCUUUUGGUGCUCUCAGUAAGCUUAUUUUGGACAGGUGCUGUCCUCUGUAAUACAGUGCAUGUGAUAGUGUCUGGGAUGGUUUUUCUUGUUCUUAUCCAUGAUGGUCGAGAAUCAGGAUCAGUGCCUUCCAACCCAUUGAUGAAAUCCCUCCAAUAUGCUGUGACAACAUCAUUGGGCAGCAUUUGCUAUGGGUCACUCUUCACAGCUGCAAUUCGGACGUUAAGGUGGGAGAUCAGAGGAGUUCGCUCCAAGAUUGGCAACAAUGAGUGUUUGCUUUGCUGUGUUGAUUUUCUGUUCCAUUUAGUGGAGACUCUUGUUCGAUUCUUCAACAAGUAUGCAUAUGUCCAGAUUGCUGUAUAUGGUAAAGGUUUUAACCGAUCAGCAAGGGAUGCCUGGGAGUUAUUCCAAUCAACUGGAGUUGAAGCACUUGUUGCAUAUGAUUGUUCAGGUGCUGUUCUACUGAUGGGUACUAUUUUGGGUGGGCUUAUCACUGGAACUUGCUCAGGGAUUUGGGCAUAUACUAAAUCGAAAGACAGAGUGAUUAUGGUGGGUUCAACUGCAAUGUUAAUGGGAAUGAUUUUGGUGGGAUUGGGAAUGGUUGUGGUGGAAAGUGCAGUUACAUCCAUAUAUAUAUGUUAUGCAGAAGACCCCUUGUUGAUUCACAGAUGGGAUGCCGAAUUCUUUAACCAGAUGUCUGAGACAUUACACCAGCGUCUCCAAUAUAGAAGUGCAAGAGUCAGGGAAGUAUUGACCAACAAUCACCUCAAUGGCCAUGCCCAUACCCAAGAAACUCUUUCUGUUUGAUUUCUUGCUCAAAAUGUUUUCAAAUUGCACUGUAAUUCUUUGUGCUUUUAAUUAUUCAUCCAAUUUCCAAGUGUAUGAUUUCUUUUUUGUUAUGUAGGGGUGUUUUUCUUUUGUUUUAUUUUCUUUUGCAUACAAGUAACUAAAAAUUAUAGGCAACAAGUUUAUGGCUAUAUUCCCCAUGACAUUACUUGAAGCUGCUUUUCCAGAACAACAAAGGAUAACUGCUUUGUUAAAUGGUGUGUUGCUGUUUAAAACUUUUGCCUGAUCAUGGUGGAUCUGGUAUUUUUGUUGGGCUCAUGGCCUGUAAAGGAUUACACUUAUUGAAUUACCCAACUGUACCAUUA